Messenger RNA from Durio zibethinus, 1737 nucleotides. RefSeq lists its product as uncharacterized. The record is from RefSeq and is a predicted model, not a curated record. Gene Ontology annotation, cellular component: chloroplast envelope; chloroplast thylakoid membrane. Lineage: Eukaryota; Viridiplantae; Streptophyta; Magnoliopsida; Malvales; Malvaceae.
GCCGAGAGCUUGCAAUUUACAUUUUGCGUCCUUGACUUCGUUAAAAUAUCAGCCCCUUUUUGGCUGGGUCUAAAGCCUUAAGAGAACCCUGCCUCCCUGCGAGAACUUAGCUAGAUUCCUCCUGUUCUAAAUUAAUAAAAUUAAAAUUUAAUCAUUUUCCAUGGAAUUGGUUUGUGCAAGUUGUCAAGCUUGUUGUUUCUUUCCAGUGAGAUUAAAAUCUUCAAAAGUUACUAGUUCUGGGUCGUCUUCAGCUUUGGCUUUUUUCUCUAAAAAUUGGAAUUCAUCUCGGUUUCAUUGUUUAUCUUCAAAGUUCUCAAGUCGUCCUUCAUUGGGUGUUAAUCGGGUGAGGCUGCAUCGAUUUUCUCUUGCUGCCAUUGUUGUUGAUAAAACUGCAGUGCCAAAUGAUUGUGAUGAGCAGGUUUCAGGUCCGGAUUCUUCUGAUUCCUCACCUAUUAUUGGUGAGAUCAAUAAAGAUAGGAAAAUUGUGGAUGAAAAAGGUAGUCUUGAGGGCUUGGAUGAUUGUAAAAUGAUCAGAGUUUGUGACAAUUUAAUUGAGGUUUUCAUGGUGGACAAGCCCACGCCGACUGAUUGGAGAAGAUUAUUCGCUUUCAGUAAGGAAUGGAGCAGCAUCCGGCCUUAUUUCUUUAAACGUUCUCAGAAUCGAGCUGAUGUUGAAAGUGAUCCUGGAAUGAAGCAUAAGCUUCUCCGACUUGGAAGGAAAUUGAAAGAGAUCGAUGAAGAUGUGCAAAGACACAAUGAACUUCUUGAAGCAAUCAAGGGUGCACCAUCAGAGAUUAGUGAAAUUGUUGCUAGACGUCGUAAAGAUUUUACAAAAGAAUUCUUUGUGCAUUUUUACACUGUAGCAGAAUCAUAUUAUAACAAUCCAACUGAGCAAAAUGCUCUGGUAAAGCUUGGGGAUACAUGCUUGGCUGCUGUACAAGCUUAUGAUACUGCAGCUGAAAGCACUGAAGCAAUUAAUGCAGCAGAGUUGAAACUCCAAGAUAUCAUGAAUUCUCCUUCUCUAGAUGUUGCUUGCCGGAAGAUAGACAGUUUGGCUAAGAAAAAUCAACUUGAUUCAGCAUUGGUGCUAAUGAUCACUAAAGCUUGGUCAGCUGCCAAGGAAUGUAGCAUGACGAAGGAUGAGGUAAAAGACAUCAUGUACCACUUGUAUAUGACUACGGUAGCUAGUCUACAGAGACUCUUGCCAAAAGAGAUUAGGAUUGUGAAGCAUCUUAUUACAAUUGAGGAUCCUGAGGAGCGAUUAUGUGCCUUAAAUGAUGCAUUUACACCAGGAGAAGAAUUUGAAGGGAAGGAUCUGGACUACCUCUACACGUAUGUGACUCCAGAGAAGCUCCAUACCUUGAUGAGAACUUUGGUGGAUGCUUAUAACUUAAGCCCGAAAGGCACUCUCUUAAGGGAAGCUAGAGAUUUGAUGAAUCCAAAGAUAAUUGUAAAGCUAGAGGAGUUGAUAAAGAUUGUGGAGAAAAAUUUCAUGUGACAUGGAGCUUCACAUAUACUUCUUGGUCCAAAGAUGAUAAUCUUUGAGCCUGACUUGCUUGAGAAUCUGUAUCUGAGUGGCGACUCUUAAGUCCAGGGGUUUGCUUUUCUGCAAGAUAGCAUAUAUUAGUGGCAACUCUAAAAUUUUUAUUAUAUUAUUAAAACUUGUUAGUCAGAUUCUGUAAGAAUUACUGGUAAUCAUCUCAUUCAUUACAUGAUACAAACUCUUGCGAAUCUAAA